Lottia gigantea (owl limpet) is the source of this 396-nucleotide messenger RNA. RefSeq lists its product as hypothetical. The annotation marks the transcript as partial. The record is from RefSeq and is a predicted model, not a curated record. Gene Ontology annotation, biological process: G protein-coupled receptor signaling pathway. The transcript is spliced from 2 exons. Gene Ontology annotation, molecular function: G protein-coupled receptor activity. Lineage: Eukaryota; Metazoa; Mollusca; Gastropoda; Lottiidae. Gene Ontology annotation, cellular component: plasma membrane.
AUGGUUGUAGUGUAUGGAAUUACAUUUGUUUUGGGAUUAUUUGGUAAUUUUGUGGUCAUUGCGGUCAUGUGUUGUGGACAUGGUGCUAAAUGUGUAACUUUUCCUUGUUUAUUAAGUAUGGCCUGGGCUGAUGUAUUAUUUUUAUUAGUUUGUGUUCCAGCAGAAGUUGGACGAUAUUUUAUUGGACAUUGGGAAUUAAGUAAUUUUUUAUGUAAAUUGUCUGGAUUUGUUGAGAUGAUGUCAGCUACAGCCACCAUCUUCAAUCUGAUUUUAAUCAGUGCUGAAAGAUACUUUGCUAUUGUUCAUCCACUUACUUCAAAAAUAAUAUGCACCAAGAAAUAUACCAAAAUGGCUUUAGUAACAACUUGGAUAGCUGCCAUAUUGGUUUCGUCACCU